This is a messenger RNA of Pezoporus occidentalis (night parrot), 1374 nucleotides long. It is a transcript of the gene LMAN2L, whose product is annotated as lectin, mannose binding 2 like. Gene Ontology annotation, biological process: endoplasmic reticulum to Golgi vesicle-mediated transport. The transcript is spliced from 9 exons. The coding region runs from base 41 to 1051 and encodes 336 amino acids. Gene Ontology annotation, cellular component: Golgi membrane; endoplasmic reticulum membrane; endoplasmic reticulum-Golgi intermediate compartment. The record is from RefSeq and is a predicted model, not a curated record. Lineage: Eukaryota; Metazoa; Chordata; Aves; Psittaciformes; Psittacidae. Gene Ontology annotation, molecular function: D-mannose binding.
GCGGCGCGGGGCGGGGCGGAGCGCGGGCGGCGGGGGCAAGAUGGCGGCGGCGGGCCGGUACGCGGCCGUGCUGGUGCUGCUGGCGCUGGGCGGGCCGCGGGCCGAGCAGACGGAGGAGCACCUCAAGCGGGAGCACUCGCUCUCCAAACCCUACCAGGGUGUGGGCUCGGCCAGCUCGGGGCUGUGGGACCUGCAGGGUAACGCCAUGGUCAUGACCCACUUCAUCCGCCUCACCCCCGACGUGCAGAGCAAGCAGGGAGCCGUCUGGAACCGAGUGCCGUGUUACCUGCGGGACUGGGAGAUGCAGGUGCACUUCAAAAUCCACGGGCAAGGCAAGAAGAACCUGAACGGGGAUGGGUUUGCCAUCUGGUACACCAAGGAUCGCAUGCAGCCAGGACCUGUCUUUGGAAGCAAGGAUAACUUCCUGGGCCUGGGAGUGUUUGUGGACACCUACCCAAACGAGGAGAAGCAGCAUGAGGCUCAGAAGAGGAGGUACAGCCCGGGAAAUCAGCGUGUGUUCCCCUACAUCUCGGCCAUGGUGAACAACGGUUCCCUCACCUACGACCACGACCGGGACGGGCGCCCGACGGAGCUGGGGGGCUGCACGGCCAUGGUGAGGAACCUCAACCACGACACCUUCCUGGUCAUCCGCUACGUGAAGAGGAGGCUGACGGUCCUGAUUGAUAUCGACGGGAAGCACGAGUGGAGGGACUGCAUCGACGUGCCGGGCGUGCGCCUGCCCCGUGGCUACUACUUUGGGACGUCUUCUGUCACUGGAGACCUCUCAGACAACCACGACAUCAUCUCCCUCAAGCUCUACCAGCUGACAGUGGAGAGGAGCCCGGAGGAGGAGAAGCGGGACAGGGAGGUCUAUCUGCCCGUCGUGGACAACCUGAAGCUGCCAGGAAUGGAGGCACCGCUGGAGCCCAUGAGUGGCCUGGCUCUCUUCUUGAUCGUCUUCUUCUCCCUCGUUGCCAUCGUUUUUGCCAUCGUCAUCGGGGUCAUCAUCUACAACAAGUGGCAGGAGCAGAGCCGGAAACACUUCUAUUGACUUGGGAAUACCCUGGGAUAGCCCAUGGCUAGUCCUUGCUAGCCACCUCCUGCCUCCCACCAUUCCCAGACUGGCCAGAGCGUGAUGGACUGACCCCCAUGGCAGGGACCUUUGUGUGUGCCGUCCCCCCCCCACUGGGACGGCUGCUGCUUCUUGUUGGGCUCCAGAACUCCAGUGCUGCUCCUGGUGGGAGCUGGGAUCCUGUGAUGGCUGCAGGGAUGGAGCUGCCACCUCCUGAGGGAGCUUUGCUUUGGGACUUGUUCAGGAGGAUGUCAGGACGUGGGCAGGAGUCCUCACCUCGGCUCUGGGGGAUGCCAGCGAGC